CCCACCCCGGCCGCUCUGCUCCCUGGCGUGACUCGGCACUGAGAGUCCCGGGGAAGACGCCGCGGUCGCCACCUCCUGUGAUCAGGCCUCGGCCUUCCUGAGCCUCCCGCUCUUCCUCUCCCGGGUCGCCUUCUUCAGUUUUGAAGCCGGUGGCGUCGCGGCCGCCCUGCCGGGCUGAGAAUGGUGGGAGUGAAGCCGGUCGGGAGCGACCCGGAUUUCCAGCCGGAGCUGAGCGGCGCGGGCUCCAGACUCGCCGUGGUCAAGUUCACCAUGCGAGGGUGUGGACCAUGUUUAAGGAUUGCCCCAGCAUUCAGUUCUAUGAGUAAUAAGUAUCCACAGGCAGUUUUCUUGGAAGUAGAUGUACAUCAGUGUCAGGGAACAGCUGCCACCAACAAUAUAUCAGCAACACCUACAUUUCUGUUUUUUCGAAACAAAGUGAGAAUUGAUCAGUAUCAAGGAGCAGAUGCUGUUGGAUUAGAAGAAAAAAUCAAGCAGCACUUAGAAAAUGACCCUGGAAGCAAUGAGGACACAGAUAUUCCAAAAGGCUAUAUGGAUUUAAUGCCUUUUAUUAACAAAGCUGGCUGUGAAUGUCUUAACGAAAGUGACGAGCAUGGAUUUGACAACUGUUUACGAAAAGAUACGACCUUCUUGGAAUCUGAUUGUGAUGAGCAGCUUCUCAUUACUGUGGCAUUUAAUCAACCUGUUAAGCUUUAUUCAAUGAAAUUUCAAGGGCCAGAUAAUGGUCAGGGUCCUAAAUAUGUAAAAAUUUUUAUCAAUCUACCCCGAUCUAUGGAUUUUGAAGAAGCAGAAAGAAGUGAACCAACUCAAGCUCUGGAACUAACAGAGGAUGAUAUUAAAGAAGAUGGUAUUGUCCCACUUCGUUACGUUAAAUUUCAGAAUGUUAACAGUGUAACUAUAUUUGUUCAGUCCAAUCAAGGUGAAGAGGAAACAACAAGAAUUUCAUAUUUUACUUUUAUUGGUACACCAGUCCAGGCAACAAAUAUGAAUGACUUCAAACGAAGAAUACACAUUGGCAAGUUGAGAGUUAUCAACCUGUGAAACAGUAGUUGGCAAAAAAGGAGAAAGCCACUAAGGUACAAAAGACACUGGAAGAGCAUAUUGCAAUCAGAUCUACAGCUCCUGGAUAAUUGCUUGAUUCUCGCCAGAGACUGUCAAUAUUCCCUUCAUUGCCAUUACCAAUAAAUCAUUGCUUUUGUUCGGAUGGUA
Panthera uncia (snow leopard) is the source of this 1227-nucleotide messenger RNA. It is a transcript of the gene TXNL1, whose product is annotated as thioredoxin like 1. The record is from RefSeq and is a predicted model, not a curated record. Bases 181 to 1059 code for a protein of 292 amino acids. Lineage: Eukaryota; Metazoa; Chordata; Mammalia; Carnivora; Felidae. The transcript has 9 exons.